Messenger RNA from Helobdella robusta, 1032 nucleotides. RefSeq lists its product as hypothetical. The transcript is spliced from 5 exons. The record is from RefSeq and is a predicted model, not a curated record. NCBI's taxonomy places the organism in Eukaryota, Metazoa, Annelida, Clitellata, Rhynchobdellida, Glossiphoniidae. Bases 1 to 1032 code for a protein of 343 amino acids.
AUGAUUGGUAUGGGAGCCAAUCCCACUAAGGUGAAAGAGUAUCUUUUGCAGGUAUCUGGAAAAGUUGUGGAAAUUCGCCAGGUGUUAGCUCAAUCAGGUCACAAUCUCUUUCAGAAGCGUACCAAACAGCUAAAACAAAUUGUCAACGCCUGGAAGGAUGGUCAUGAAGUAGAAGUUGUCUACCUUGGUAAUGAAUCAAUUGAUAACCAUCAAAAUAAAGAAGGUUUUUGUGGUAACAUUCAUGAGACUGUGUCAUCACCAUUGCCUCCAUUUCAACAAAGAAUUGAAACGGAAAGUGUUGAAGUACUCGAGGAUGAUCAACGUGUCAAUAUUGAAACCUUAUCUUCACAAUUGCUGUCACAGGAAAUUGAUGCUGACAAAAUACCCACUGGUAGUCAAGAUGAUGAAUAUUCUUCUCUUGAGGCCUUGCCACUGCCUUCACAGCAACAAAGAUUUGACACUGAAGAACCAUGCAGUAGACAUACAGAUGAUGAAGUUCUUUUUGGAGAAAUUCCUGAAGCGUUGCCAGCCACUUCACAGUCACAAGAACUUACAACAGAAUCAUCAUCAUUGCCAUGUUCAGAGCUUCUUUUUCCCCGAGCUUUUAAAUCAAGAGGUCGACCAAAAGGAGCAACACUAACCUGUUUAGGCAUGCCUUCAAAACAUUGCAAAUCUAUAUCUUUUGCUUCGAAGCCAACAAGAGAAAAGCAAAAAUUGAUGUUACAAUGGUUAUUUGGUAGUGGACAAGAUUAUAAUAUUAGCAAUAUUCAAUCAGUACCAAGUCAGUUCUUAGAUGGACAAGUACAAGAAUGUCUAUAUUUAUUGAAAGAUUUUUUAGAUCUAAAUGUUUUGAAAGAAAUGAUUAAUAAAUGUUGCAAUGAAGAAUGGAUGUGUGGAACCUGUAGCAAUGAUCUUAGGGAUGUUCGAAGUGUUUCCUGUGAUUCCUAUCUCAAGUGGUUCCACUUUUCUUGUGCAGGCAUCAAAAGGCCUCCAAGUAAAAAAGAAUGGUUUUGUAAAGCAUGCAGGAAAUAA